Molecule: messenger RNA, 1439 nt
Organism: Epinephelus fuscoguttatus (brown-marbled grouper)
Lineage: Eukaryota; Metazoa; Chordata; Actinopteri; Perciformes; Serranidae
Gene: sh3bgrl
Product: SH3 domain binding glutamate-rich protein like
Exons: 4
Coding region: 218-565 (115 amino acids)
Cellular component (GO): cytoplasm
Source: RefSeq, a predicted model, not a curated record
GUGAAGCUCCAUCCAGUGCUGAGAACAGGAGCAUUUGCGCAGAUAGCCUGCGCUGCCUUCAUCAGAUACACACACGCCUUUCAGCUGGGGAACUUUGUUGUUGUUGUUGUUAUUUCGUCCCGCUUGCCGAGCGAUCCGCCUUGCAAAGUCUCUGCUAGAGGAAGCAGGGCAACUAACCGCUGCUUACCGGACUCGUGUCAGCACCAGGGAUUUUAACAUGGUGAUCAAAGUGUACAUAGCAUCGUCCUCUGGAUCCACUUCGAUUAAGAAGCAGCAGCAGGAUGUGAUGGGCUUCCUGGCGGCCAAUAAGAUCGAAUUCGAGGAGUGUGACAUCGCCGCCAAUGAGGGCAACAGGAAGUGGAUGAGAGAGAAUAUUCCGGAGGAGUCCAGGCCGGCCACGGGGAACCCUCUCCCCCCACAGAUAUUUAACGAAAGCAAAUAUUGCGGGAACUAUGAGGCCUUCUUUGAUGCCAGGGAAGACAACGCGGUGUAUGCGUUUCUGGGUCUGACUGCUCCCCCGGGCUCCAAGGAGGCCGAGGCUCUAGCGAAGAAAGCACAGCAGUAGCAGCUUUACACCGUUUCUACCUGAGACCUAAACCCAGAUCUGGACCCAGACUGACCUGGAACUGAUCCAGGAAUAAAAAGAAGAAGCAACAUUUUCACUCGGCUUAUGAAUACGUGGACUUUUUUUUUUCAGUAUGUUUUUUUUUCUAUUAAUCUGUGUUCUGCUGUGCCUUGUCAGCUGUAGUGAAGGGAGGAGCUAAAGCAGAGCAUUAUGGGUAUCUACAAACAGCUCUGCUUCCUCCUGUUAGCCUCAGCCUGCUAAGCCUAUUGGCCUAAUGACAUGUCAAUCAACCAUUAGCACGGAUGUGUAGCUUCCUUUUUGAGAGCACAUCAUCAGACUCAACAAAAAGUAUGCACUUUCAAAAUUUGCACCACAGAUUCAUCAUUUGGCCGACAGAACGUCACCCAUGUCACCAUCAGACCAUGACACAACAUCUCCAUCUGUUUAUCUUGACAGCUUUGAUUAGAGCAAGUCUUAUGUGUUGAAUCCUGGAAACAUGCUGUGCUACUGCCAAUCACAUCAUCGCCAAACCCGCAGCACCUUCUGUAAAAGCUACCUAUUAGAAUCCCAUUCUGUAUGUUUUUAUUUACUUUAUAUUGUCUUAAUGCUGUUUUAAUAGCAAACUUUUUUCUACGAGAUGAUAUAUGUUUAAAAAUAAUAACACAUGCCAAACUUACAAGUCUGCAUACACAGAGGGAUGUGAAAUAGUUUUUUUUUUAUUUGCUGUUUUUUUUUUUAAAGGGGAGUUGGAUGACUGUUAUGUUUCGCUGUGAGCAUCCUGUUUCACAAUGUGUUGGUAAUCCCCGUUUUACAUAAUCUUCCCGUAAAUAAAAUAAAAACAAGACUGCAAAUAAAACUGCAAGCCUGACUUUCA